Messenger RNA from Strongyloides ratti, 1128 nucleotides. RefSeq lists its product as hypothetical. The transcript has 3 exons. The record is from RefSeq and is a predicted model, not a curated record. NCBI's taxonomy places the organism in Eukaryota, Metazoa, Nematoda, Chromadorea, Rhabditida, Strongyloididae. Bases 1 to 1128 code for a protein of 375 amino acids. Gene Ontology annotation, molecular function: RNA uridylyltransferase activity.
AUGAAGAAAGUUUUGCCUUCUACUAUUAAUAAUGUUUAUCUAAGAUUUAACCAUAGUAAUUUACAAUAUAUCUAUAAAAACAUAAUAAAUGAUAGAAAAUUUAUUCAUUCUUAUUCUGAUUUAUUUGAUCCUGAUAAACUUGCAAUUCUUGAAAAAAACCUUGAUAUUGUAGAAAAAAAGAGAGCUGAAAGAUUUGAAUUGCUUAUUAAAAAAGUUUCUCCACAUAUAGCACAAUUAAAAAGCGUUAUAUGUAACGCUAAUAGUGAUUUAUUACCAGUUGGAUCUUUAGCAACAGGAUUAGCAAUAUCUAAUGAAUCUGAUAUUGAUUUAGUGUUUAUACCAUCAAUAGAAAACAUUGAAUCUUUUUUAAAUGAUUUUAAUGAUAAUAGUGAAUUUAAAAAAACUUUUAUUAAAACUGCACAUAAAGUUAUUGAAAAAGAUAUAAAUUAUAAAGAAAAUAUAAAAUCAUGUGGUUUUUUAUUACAUGCAAAAGUUCCUAUAUUACAAUUAGAACUUAAAAAUGGUUUAAAAUAUGAUAUUCAAUUUUGUAAUUCUCAUUCUUUACGUAAUACUAAUCUUAUUAGACAUUAUGCAGCUGCCGACAUAAGAUAUAGAAAAUUGUAUAUUUUUGUUAGAACAUUGGCAAAAAAACUAAAUAUAAUUAAUGGAAGGAAUGGAUUUUUAACAAGUUAUCAAAUUUCAUUACUUGUAGCACAUUUUCUUCAAACAAAAUAUAGAAAACAACAACCCGUUUUACCUAUUAUACCUAAAAUUUGUUGUUCAGCUCUUUCACCAAGUAUUACUAUAGAAGAAGUUUGUAAAAAUCUUAAAAAUCCUGUUAAUGUUUCUGCAGUUACAACUCAUAUUAACCCAAAUCCUUCAGCUUCUUAUUUAGCUAUACAAUUUGUUGAUUACUUUGCCAAUUUUAACUAUAAAGUCAAUGCCAUAUAUAUGGAUAAAUUACUUCCAGAAAAAAGUUAUGGAAUUAGGAAUUAUCGAAAACUUCAAAUUUUUGAUACUUAUUCAAGUAAAAGUAUAUCACGUGGAGGUAUGGUUAUUGAGUCAUUAUCUCAGAGUAUGAAAUAUGUUAUCAAGAGUGUCAGGAAAUUAAUUUUUUUUAUUUUUUAG